AUGGACAAUGGGAAGAGCCCCAGCACCGUGACCAUGAGACGAGUGUGGAUCCGCGCGCUGCUUUUGAGCAUCACCUGCCGACUGAGCCUCUCGCAGGAGCUAGCAGGAAGUGCGAGUGAAGCCGAGCUCAACAACAACAUUACCAUAUUCACUCGCAUCCUGGACGGGCUGCUGGACGGCUACGACAACCGGCUUCGCCCCGGACUGGGAGAGAAAGUGACGGAGAUCAAGACCAACAUCUUUGUCACCAGUUUUGGUCCAGUCUCCGACACAGAAAUGGAGUACACCAUCGACGUGUUCUUCCGGCAGGAGUGGAAGGACGAGCGUCUGUGCUUCAAAGGUCCCAUGAAGCAGCUCGCUCUCAACAACCUUCUGGCCAGUAACAUCUGGACUCCGGACACUUUCUUUCUGAACGGGAAAAAGUCCAUCGCUCACAACAUGACAACUCCCAACAAACUGCUGCGGCUGAAGGAGGACGGAACCCUUCUCUACACGAUGAGGCUGACGAUCUCUGCGGAGUGCCCCAUGCAGCUGGAGGACUUCCCCAUGGACGCUCACGCCUGUCCGCUCAAGUUUGGGAGCUAUGCGUACCCGGUGUCGGAGGUGGUCUACAUUUGGACUGAGGGAGCAGCCAAGUCUGUGGUGGUGGCAGAAGAGGGGUCCCGGCUGAACCAGUACCACCUGAUCGGACAGACGGCCGGGACAGAGGACAUCUACACCAGCAGAGGUACAGGACGGAGGCACAGGUCUGGUCUAAUGUGA
Knipowitschia caucasica is the source of this 762-nucleotide messenger RNA. The record is from the annotation of a GenBank genome assembly. NCBI's taxonomy places the organism in Eukaryota, Metazoa, Chordata, Actinopteri, Gobiiformes, Gobiidae.